AUUGCCUACAAAGGUUUAUAAUCGGUGUAUUUAGUGGACGUUAUCAAAGCGCCUUCUUUUAAAGUUUUUAAUUUUAUUUCCGCUCGAUUGUAUCACGCAUGAGUACUAGACAUGAUUUAAGCAGUGCGCAGAAUGUUAUAAACCUAAUAAAGAGAAGGACGGAAUAAUAAAUGUUUAUCUGUUCCAGUAAGAUGAAUAGUUUACAUAGGCUUUACUUAUUCGUUUUACCAUAGAGGUACGGAAGGAAAAGGAGAGAAGUGUUAGCCAAUGAAAAUAGCGCACAUACGGAAGAAAACGAAUUUCCUAGAAAAGUAUGGCCACAGCUGACCCAAGUGAUCUGAUCGAUACAAUUGACAGCUAUGAUGGGCAGCAACAGAGAGUGUCAACCGACAAUAAUAAAGAAGACCUUCAAAGUGAUGAAGUGCCGGGACGCCAACCUGCGAGUUGCUCAGAGGAAGAAGUUUCCUAUGUGCCAGGAAGACGUGAGUCACAAACAGUCCCUGCAACUGCUUCUCUGAACUAUAGUGAAAUAAACAUCGAGCCACAAGUAUGCAACAAGAAAAUGACAUCAUACAUGAAAUUAUUAAAGGAAAAGGGCUCUGAUGCAGUAAAACAGGAACUUCAAAAGGAUUUGAAUAUAUGGAAAGACUUGAAUUUAUUAAUUGCUGUUGUCGGAGAAAGUGGGUCAGGAAAAUCAGCUUUAAUAAAUGCCUUUCUUAAUCUAACUGCGGACGACGAAGGCAGCGCUCCUGUUGGCACAACAGAAACAACGGGCACGAUCAAAAGUUACAUAAACCCGAAACAUCCAAAUCUUGCCUUCUGGGAUUUUCCAGGCAUAGGAACACCAAAAUAUAAAAAAAACAUUAUUUUGAUCGACUAGAAAGAGUGUCAGGAAAGAAAUUGUCAGACUUUGAGUUUUUUCUUAUCACUUCUUGUGGGCGGUUAAGAGAGAAUGAUCUUUGGUUUGCCAAACACAUACAACAACUAAACAAAAAGUUCUUCUUUUGCCGAACACACACAGACAGUGAUGUUUCGGAUGACAAAAGAACUCAUCCAAGAACACAUAAUAAAGAAAAGAUGCUUAAAACAAUUAAAAAUGAUAUUUUGGAUCAAUUGUCUGAAAAACAAAUCGAAACAAAAGAAGAACACAUAUUUUUAGUGGAUUGCCUCGAUAAAAAUAGUUUUGACUUUAAAAAAUUGAUGCAUACAUUGAUAACGAAUGCAUCCACUUUAAAAAGAGACACUAUGAUAUUGUCUUUGUCCUGCGAUUCUAAUACAGUUAUUGAAGAAAAGGUGAAAGUUCUAAAAGAAAGAAUUUAUUAUGCAGCAUUGCUAGCAUCACUUGGAAAUUUUGUACCCAUAGGGGGAACUAGCCUGCUUAUCAAUGCAGCUUGUUUGUUACGUGAAGCAAAUUUCUAUUGCGAACAACUUGACAUUGACGACAACAGCAUAACCGAGAUCUGUUCAAAUCUAAACAUUGAAAAAAGUAUUUUCCAGAGUAAAACGGACUUGAAGACACCAUUGAUAGUGUCAUCAACAGAAGGGUUAGUUGAAUUCCUAUCCCUCUUGUCGAGGUCUGGGAAAUUUGACACUGACGCAAAAUCCGAGUAUUCGUUUAUAGAUAGCUUUAUUUUAAGUGCAGUAAAUUACUCUUUGUGCGUGUUAUGCUUGAAUAAGAUUCUCGAAACGUGUGAAUCUGACGCCCACAAAACUCAUGCAGUAUUUCUUGACUGGCUUAAAAGGAAAGCAAAACAAGACUCGAUUUCGUAGCAAGAAUAUCUAAUUGCUGUUUCGAUUGGCUUCUUUUUCGUAUACAAAUCAUAGUGUGUGAGUCAAGGUCACUGAGUGAAUUCAUAUAUAUAUAUAACUUGAAACUGGUUCGUUUAUAUAUUGAGAUCUUAAAAAUUAUCAUUAUCCUUGAAAAAUAUUCGCAAUGCUUAUACGAAAAGUCCUCACAUAAUAACUCGUGGCGUGAUCGAGUGUGUUUAAUUAUGUUGAAACACAGCUCUUGACUUCGGCAGCAAGUUUGUAUAUUUGUCUUUAAAGGAUAAUGGAUACAGAAGCAAAUAUAAAUGAGCGCUAGCGGGUUCAUAGAGGGCGAGGGGUCACAAUACCAUCAAGCGUUCAGGCGUUCCUCGAAUGGCAAAUUGUAAAUAGGUCCUAGUUUAGGUAUCCACAGUUAUUUAAAGGAACCUUAACUUAUUUUUGCAUGAUUUGGACAUCAUUAACAGCAUCUGGUGAAAUUAGACACGUGGAAACGAACAUCUUACAAUUCUGAAAAUAAUUUGUUGUUCCCCAAUGUUCACCAAUAUAUACUUGCCUUAAACCGUUUUGGCAGUUCAUGACAUGAUGACUGGGAAACAUAGAUAAAAGCCGCACGUGAAGUAGAAUACUGUUAUGCGUAUGUUGCUUCACAACAAAAGUGAUUGAUGCAGUAUUGAAAUUUGCCGAUUCAAAACAAUUAUUAAGUGUUUGGAAAUAUACCAAACGACGGAAAGGGACAUAAGCUGAACAGCUUGUUUACCACAAUACAAUGCAUAACAUUAUAUAUGCAUAUUUAUUUUUUGUACGUUCCAUGAUAUAAUACUGAAUAAAUACUGUUUAAACUAA
Mya arenaria is the source of this 2610-nucleotide messenger RNA. RefSeq names its product interferon-inducible GTPase 1-like. Gene Ontology annotation, cellular component: membrane. Bases 314 to 880 code for a protein of 188 amino acids. The record is from RefSeq and is a predicted model, not a curated record. Lineage: Eukaryota; Metazoa; Mollusca; Bivalvia; Myida; Myidae. Gene Ontology annotation, molecular function: GTP binding. The transcript is spliced from 6 exons.